AAAGUUGAAGUCAAGAGAACAGAGUUAGCGAGUGCGCGUGUGGAGGCAACUCAACUCCACAUUCAAAGAGAAGUGGGAGUCUGAAUUCUGAAAUCAGAUUAUGUGAUCACGAUUCACGAAUUCAUGGUUUCAGACUCAUUCCUCCAAAAUUCAUUCAAUUUGAACUCUUAUUUCUCCUCUUCCCUUUCUUCUACUUUCUUUGUAUUUUAAUUUAAUGGCGGAUCGCUCUGACGAUUCGCCUCUAAUCCCUCCAACGCCUAUCACUGACCCUUGCGAGAUCGACCUAGAAGCAGGUCCCAGUGAACAAAUUCAAUGCCGGAUUUGUCUCGAGACUGAUGGUAGGGACUUCAUAGCGCCUUGCAAGUGCAAAGGAACAUCAAAAUAUGUACAUCGAGAAUGUUUGGAUCAUUGGCGAGCUGUUAAGGAAGGAUUUGCAUUUGCUCAUUGCACGACGUGCAAGGCUCCUUAUUAUUUGCGUGUUCAUGUUGCUGCUGAUAGGAAAUGGCGAACCUUGAAAUUUCGGUUCUUUGUCACUAGAGACAUUUUGUUCAUAUUUCUGACUGUCCAGCUUGUCAUUGCUUCACUGGCUUAUUUGGUUUAUCUAAUGGAUGGUUACCAGCAAUACUGGCUUCGUCAUAUUUGGGGUUUUGAUAGUGAGCUUAGCUUUUACUACAUAUGCGGGGCUUUAUUGUUUUUUGCUUUGCUUGGCCUGUCUGGCUGCUUCAUUACUUGUUAUGAUCGAAGAGUUCGCAAUGAUUUAGCUCAGCCUUGCCGGGAAUUAUGUCUUUGUUGUUGUCAACCAGGGGUCUGUGCAGACUGUCAUUUGCCAGGAACUCUCUGCAUGUGGACUGAUUGCACCACUUGCUUUGAGAGUUGUGGAACCAUGGCUACUGAAUGUGGUGGAUGCCUUGGAGGUGCUGGGGAAGCAGGACUACCUCUACUGUUUAUAAUGGCUCUGAUUGUUCUGGGACUUUUUACUGUAAUUGGGAUAUUUUACAGUGUAUUGGUGGCUACCAUGGUAGGACAGCGAAUUUGGCAGCGACAUUACCACAUACUUGCAAAAAGAAUGCUAACAAAGGAGUACGUUGUUGAGGACGUUGAUGGGGAAAUGACGGGAUCUGAUUGGUGCCCACCACCUCUGCCCCCUGAGCACGUUCAGCAGCUAAAAACACUCGGCCUCUUAUGAAUUGUCCUCUAUUCGCUGACGAGAGUUACUUAAAUAUAUGCAGAGACGUGUUUGGCCCCAGGUUUUGAUUGGCCAUUCCUUUUUACACAGAUAUGCCACUUAUUGAUAAGGUUGACAUAGCAAUUUGGUUAAAUUUGUACAAUUAUACUUAUGUAUGAAAUUUAUAAAAUCGUGUUUCGCCUGUUUAUGUGAUGUGAAGAACGGAAAAGGAUAAAACUUCGAGCAUCCCAUUACACGUAGUUUUAUUCUCAUUGUAA
This is a messenger RNA of Prosopis cineraria, 1443 nucleotides long. RefSeq lists its product as uncharacterized. The transcript has 7 exons. Gene Ontology annotation, molecular function: zinc ion binding. The record is from RefSeq and is a predicted model, not a curated record. Lineage: Eukaryota; Viridiplantae; Streptophyta; Magnoliopsida; Fabales; Fabaceae. Bases 215 to 1186 code for a protein of 323 amino acids.